Impatiens glandulifera is the source of this 2199-nucleotide messenger RNA. Its product is annotated as condensin complex subunit 2. Lineage: Eukaryota; Viridiplantae; Streptophyta; Magnoliopsida; Ericales; Balsaminaceae. The transcript is spliced from 13 exons. Gene Ontology annotation, molecular function: chromatin binding. The record is from RefSeq and is a predicted model, not a curated record. Gene Ontology annotation, cellular component: condensin complex. Gene Ontology annotation, biological process: mitotic chromosome condensation. The coding region runs from base 89 to 2056 and encodes 655 amino acids.
CAAACUAAAGAGGAGGGAAAACCCAAAUCUCACGAACUGGAAAAGCGAAUACCAUUUUCUUCUUCUUCUUCAUCUCUGAAUUUCAUCCAUGGCAGAAAUUCUCAGUCCAUCCAAGCAGCGAAUCCUUAUAGCUUCACGACUUCAAUCGCCAACUAACUUCAUCGGACCCAAUGACGACACACUCGAAAGAGCCCAAGCGCGAGCCGCACGCGCCGCCGCCAUUCGUCGCAAAACGGCAGCCUCUUCUGCCGCAGCACCUCCUCCGCCUCCAGAUCUAUGCCUUGACAAGCAACAGAUUCUCGAUUUGUUCAACAAUUGCAUCAAACUCGCCAGCGAAAAUAAAAUCAACCAGAAGAAUACUUGGGAGUUAGGUCUGAUUGAUCAUCUCUACGAUGUUAUCAAAGUAGAGCAACAAGAUGACAUAGAAACCAAUUUUCAGAAGGCAAGUUGUACACUAGAAGCUGGCAUUAAAAUUUAUUCAAUGAGGGUUGACUCUGUGCAUUCAGAGGCAUAUAAAGUCCUCGGUGGAAUUAAUCGAGUGGGACGAGAAGAUGAACAAGAUAAUGUUGUGGAUGAAGAUGGAUCCAAAGAUGAUCAUGAUGAAGGCAAUUCUAAGAAAGAGUCAAACUGGAAGGUAUCGCCCUCAUCAACACUUGAAUCGUCAUUUGAGUCACUCAAUGUGAAGAAAUUUGAUGUUGCAUUUGCAGUAGAUCCUCUUUAUCAUCAGACAUCUGCACAGUUCGAUGAAGGUGGAGCUAAAGGUUUAUUGUUGAAUAAUCUUGGGAUAUAUGGAGGAUGUCAGGUUCUUUUUGAUUCAUUUGAAGUGCCAGGGAAGUCUAUGGCAUCUGGUAACAAACCCUGUAAUCAAGAGAGUAUUGAUCUUUCUUUCGCCAAAGAUUGCAUUGACAAGAUGGUGAAGUCCAUGGGCAUGUCGGAGGAGAUCUCUCCCUCACUCAAGCACAUAGUGAAUCUAUUUGAUGAAAGUAAUCAAAGGCCACCCAUUACGUUUACUUCAGUUGACAAUGUAAAUGAAGAAUUUCAUGAAACUUGCAAUAACACUAAUGAUGAUAAUGCUGAGUUGGAUGAUACUGGAGUUGAAGAUUGUGCAACAUGGGGUUUUGAGAAUGAAGAUCCGAAUGGGGAAGACCCUAUUUCUGGAGGUGAUUAUGAGGAGAAUGAACCAUCUAUUUUCCAACCCCCUAAUGUGGAAGAUGGAACAGAGAAUGUCGACGAAUAUUUGUUUCUGAGUUUGGGGCUUAAUUUAAAACACAAUGCCUGGGCGGGUCCUGAUCAUUGGAAGUAUCAGAAGGUAAAAGGUGUAACUGAAGCAUCCAAGGUAGAUGAAUUGCCUGUGGCAAAGAAGGCCAAGAGCAAAAAACAGAUGGAAGUUGAUAUUGAUUUCACCCAGGCAUUGGAAAAUGACAUGUCUAAUAUUUUUGCACCUCCUAAGAAUCCCAAAUCAUUACUUCUUCCAAGAAAUAGAGCACCUUGCAAUACUAAGCUGCCAGAGGAUUGUCAUUAUGAACCUGAAAAUCUUGUCAAGCUAUUUCUUUUACCUAAAGUCAUGUGUCUUGGCAGAAGAAAAGGGAUAAAGUCAUCAGCAGAAGAAUGUGAACAGGAGAUAGACAAUGAUGAACAAAUGGCAUCAUGGGAAGAUAAUGGUGGUGAAUUUGGAAAUGAAGAUGUUCAUAGUGAUGUAGAGGAUACUGACACACUUGUUCCUCAGCCUCGUCAGGUAAAUAAGAUUGAAGUCAACUAUGACAAAACAUCUAAACAUGUGGAUGUUCAGGCAUUAAAAGAAACAGUUUGGAGCCACUUACAAGCAUACAAGGAAACGACCACACAAGAUGAAGAAGAGGAAAUGAUAUCAUUUAAGAAGGUUUUAGCUGACAUAUUCCCAACUGACUGUAAAACAGCUCCAACUGAAGAUAUAUCUCCUCAUCUCUGCUUCAUAUGCUUAUUGCAUUUAGCCAACGAACAUGGAUUGUCCAUCCGCGGUUGCACCAAUUUCGACGAUCUAACCAUACAUGUACCAUCUGAUGCAAAGGCAGUUUGAUCCAUGUAAAUUUAUGUGUUUCAAGUCUUUUUUAUGUCAUUAGAUUUUGAAACAGCCUAAAAUGUAGCAAACUGGUUGUAUUUUACAUCUGGAUAUGGAUUCAGAUGUUGGAAACUGAAUUUAGUUUGAUAUAUUACUACCCA